Molecule: messenger RNA, 1152 nt
Organism: Malaya genurostris
Lineage: Eukaryota; Metazoa; Arthropoda; Insecta; Diptera; Culicidae
Gene: Arf102F
Product: ADP-ribosylation factor 2
Exons: 3
Coding region: 94-636 (180 amino acids)
Biological process (GO): intracellular protein transport; vesicle-mediated transport
Cellular component (GO): cytoplasm; plasma membrane
Molecular function (GO): GTP binding; GTPase activity
Source: RefSeq, a predicted model, not a curated record
GAGUUUAGAAUCGGCACAACAGUGCUGGCCCCAGUUGUCGUGGCCUCUACAAGUUUGAUAGUUGACAUCUCGUAAAAUUUGAAGUUUUUCAGAAUGGGUCUUACCAUUUCUAGCGUUUUAACCAGGCUUUUCGGGAAAAAACAGAUGAGAAUUUUAAUGGUUGGAUUGGAUGCGGCUGGUAAAACUACUAUCCUGUAUAAACUAAAACUUGGCGAAGUCGUGACAACUAUUCCUACGAUAGGAUUCAAUGUGGAAACAGUGGAGUAUAAGAAUAUUUGCUUUACCGUCUGGGAUGUAGGCGGUCAGGAUAAAAUUCGACCUUUGUGGCGUCAUUAUUUUCAAAACACACAAGGAUUAAUUUUUGUGGUUGAUUCCAAUGAUCGCGAACGAAUCUUAGAAGCGGAGAAAGAACUGCAAAGUAUGUUGCAGGAAGAUGAGUUGCGGGAUGCUGUUUUGCUGGUAUUUGCUAACAAACAAGACUUACCAAAUGCGAUGACAGCUGCUGAAUUGACAGAUAAAUUACACCUCAAUCAACUAAAAAACAGACAGUGGUAUAUACAGGCAACAUGCGCCACCCAAGGACACGGUUUAUACGAGGGAUUAGACUGGCUUUCCAACGAACUUGCUAAAAAAUGAUGAACUUCCGAACAACACAGGCUGACCGUUCUAUUUUAUCGCAAAACGGUAUUAGUUGUUUAACUUUUUUCACAGCUGAACAUGCAGAACAGAUUUUCAUGUAUUGCCUAAACCGAAUUAGGGGAAAUAUCAUAAAUAAUACCAUUUAUGCUUAUGUUGAAUAUUUGUCCGAUUGAGUUGCAAUUUAAUUAAAAUAUAUCCUUUUAAUUAUUGGAAUCGAUAAAAAUAAACAUUUUUGUCAUUUCCAAAUUUAACAGUAGAUAUCAACGUUGUAAUAAAAUUAAUGAUAUGUAAAUGAUGAAAGUAGGCAAUUCAAUACCACAACAUAUUGUUUGUAAAUUUUAAGAUUGUAUUUUACUUUAAACACAAAUUUUAACUUUUAUUUAUCAUCCGAAUAUCAUGUGAGAAAUCUAUAACAAUGUUUUUACCAAAAAUAAAUGUUAGAUCACCCAACAAAUACUUCAGAAUACAAAACAAAACUUCCUGAUUCACCUAGUAGUGUGAUAUAGGCCCUUA